AUGCAGUCAACAACAUCUGACUCUCACUCUGCUAAGAGGAGGAGAACACAAGCUCGUCCUACCGCUACCGCUGCCCACGACCAAGAACUCGACGAAUCGCGCUUCUACGAUCCCACCCAAGACCAACACGAACGCCAGGAAAUAAAGAAAAAGUCCCGUGCAUUGGAGCGCGAGUUCAAUGAGAACCGGGAUGUCUACCUUCAGGAUGGCGGCCGGCUCGAGUCCGUCAUCGACCGAGCAAAUGAAAAUUUCCAUGGUGUCAAGCAGACAUCAGAUGCUACUGUCGACUCUCGCUUGUUUGUCGGUAUCUCGGACAUGCUCCUGAAGGCAUCUGCUCAGCUUACCCUCGGCGACAACUCGACCGGCGUCGACAUUGACGAGUUCGUAUCCAAAUGCAUCAUGUUUAUGAGGAACGACCAUGGUCAUACUUCUGCCUCCUCAACACAGCGCCGCAGACAAAGACAGAGCCGUCGUGAUGACGAUGGUGACGAGGAUGAUGAUCAAGAUGCAAACGAUGUCCUUGACUGGGCUCACCUUGGUACACAUGCCUGCUUCCCUCACAAUCUAAGGCCCCCUGCUCCGAGUUUCCUGCUUGGCCCACUCUCUGUCCAGAAAAAGAUUCGCGUCCAGACCCAACGUCGUGCUCGUCAACGCAAAGAUUCUACUGUUAAGGAAGUCCGCCCAGAAGCCUUGACUGAACGCGAUCUCCAAACAAAUGAGAACAAUGCCUUGACAACAUUGUGUCAGAACAUAAAGAAGAUACUUGACAACCACUGUGAAACGGCUAUCGCAGAAAUAGAAGCACUUGGUGAUCUGGACGAAGACCAAGCAUUGGCAGAGAUGAAGCGACAUCGCAUUACUCCCACUGGUGGACCAAGUCUUUUCGAUUUCGCUAUCAAUCCUCACAGUUUCAGCCAAACUGUGGAGAACAUCUUCUACAUUAGUUUCUUGAUAAAAGAAGGCAAUGUCGGUCUGCACAUGGACGAUAAUGGGUUGCCUACCCUCGUACCCGCGACACCACAUACAGUAGCGCAGCAACGCGAAAAGAGCGCCAUGCGACAUCAGGCUGUUUUCAGCAUAGAUUAUAGCACCUGGCAGUGUUUGAUACAAGCGUUCAAGAUCAACGAACCGUUGAUUCCGCAUCGUGGUACUGGUGGAAGUGAAGCAGCUAUCGGUACUCGCGGUUGGUACAAUGGUUGA
Molecule: messenger RNA, 1200 nt
Organism: Aureobasidium melanogenum CBS 110374
Lineage: Eukaryota; Fungi; Ascomycota; Dothideomycetes; Dothideales; Saccotheciaceae
Exons: 3
Coding region: 1-1200 (399 amino acids)
Biological process (GO): DNA repair
Cellular component (GO): Smc5-Smc6 complex; nucleus
Source: RefSeq, a predicted model, not a curated record